Trichoderma virens Gv29-8 is the source of this 2079-nucleotide messenger RNA. RefSeq lists its product as uncharacterized. The record is from RefSeq and is a predicted model, not a curated record. The transcript is spliced from 2 exons. The coding region runs from base 1 to 2079 and encodes 692 amino acids. Gene Ontology annotation, molecular function: DNA binding; transcription regulator activity; protein binding. NCBI's taxonomy places the organism in Eukaryota, Fungi, Ascomycota, Sordariomycetes, Hypocreales, Hypocreaceae. Gene Ontology annotation, cellular component: MBF transcription complex; SBF transcription complex.
AUGGUCAAGGGCAAUGCAGGCACCGGCAUUUUCAGUGCCACGUACAGUGGAAUUCCCGUUUACGAAUACCAAUUCGGCGGCGACCUAAAAGAACAUGUCAUGCGAAGGAGACACGAUGACUGGAUCAACGCAACACACAUCUUAAAAGCCGCAGGCUUCGAUAAACCAGCCCGAACGAGAAUUCUGGAAAGAGACGUGCAGAAGGAUGUUCACGAAAAGAUUCAGGGUGGCUACGGCAAAUACCAGGGAACUUGGAUUCCGCUUGAAGCCGGCGAGGCCCUCGCUCAGCGGCACAGCGUCUAUGAUCGAAUACGGCCCAUCUUCGAGUUUGUUCCAGGAAACGAGAGCCCUCCUCCCGCUCCCAGGCAUGCCAGCAAGCCUAAAGCACCAAAGUCCCGUCCCCCACUUCCAAAAUGGAACUCGGGUAGGUCCAAGGUCGCGGGCAUGGCACCCAGCGUCACUAACGCAGCGGCAGCCGCCAUGCCAGUUGUCGAAGAGUACGAGAACAGUGAGAGCGUCAUGGCCGGCGUGGAAGAUGACACGCCAGAUAACCUCACCGUAGCUUCGGCUUCGUACGUUGCCGAAGAUGAUCGAUACGAUAUGGGCCACAUGUCCACGGGCCACAGGAAGAGGAAGAGAGAAGAGCAGUUGCAGGACCUCACGGAACAGCAGCACGCUGUGUACGGCGACGAGCUUCUGGAUUAUUUCCUUCUUUCUAGAAAUGAGCAGCCAGCCGUGAAGCCCGAUCCGCCGCCGAAUUUCCAGCCAAACUGGCUUAUUGAUGCCGAAAACCACACGGCCCUGCACUGGGCUUCCGCUAUGGGCGACGUGGACGUGAUCAAACAGCUUAAGAGAUUUAAUGCAGACGUUGCUGUGCGGAAUAUCCGCGGCGAGACACCGUUUAUGCGAUCAGUCAACUUUACGAAUUGCUACGACAAGCAGACGUUUCCUUCGGUCAUGAAGGAGCUCUUUGAGACGGUAGAUGUCAGGGAUAGCCAGGGAUGCACCGUCAUCCACCACGCUGCCAUCAUGAAGAACGGCCGUGUCUACAGCCCGUCGUGCUCAAGAUACUACCUGGACAACAUAUUGAAUAAGCUGCAGGAGGCAUUUGAACCGAGUGCCUUUCAGCGGCUCAUCGAUGUGCAGGACGGUGACGGAAACACAGCGCUGCACCUUGCUGCUCUGCGCAACGCUAGGAAAUGCAUCCGUGCGCUGCUGGGCCGCAAUGCCUCGACGGACAUUCCAAACAAUGAGGGUGUCCGCGCAGAAGAUCUCAUCAUGGAGCUCAACGCUCAAAAGAAGGACCGUGGGCCACAGCGGUCAUCUUCCCCCUUUGCGCCGGAUUCCCAGCGGCGCGCCACAUUUAGGGACGCCUUCUCGGGUGCGGGCGAUAAAGCGCGGAAGCCCCCUUUGUCCUUCCAAUCAGCGGCGGCCACGACGGUUCAGUCGCGCAUCUCCCCGCUCAUUAUGGAAAAGUUUCAGCUGCUCGCGAAAAGCUAUGACGAGGAGUGGCAUGAAAAGGACGUGGCAGAGGCCGAGGCCCGGCGCAUCUUGACAAACACCCAGGCCGAGCUGAACGCCGUACGGCAGCAAAUCACGGAGCUCGAAGCUCAGCUCGAGCCAGACGACGUGGCUGCCAAGGUCAUGAGCGAGGCUAACCUCGUCAGGCACAACGUCCUGUCCCUCAUCACCCACCAAAACAGGCUGCAUAUCCACCAGGCGGUGGAAAACGAAAUGAGCAAGCUGAACGGCGACGGCAGCAGUAAUCCCAACAACCCCAACAUGCAGGACGACUCUUACGAGGAACGGCUUACUCUCGCCCGACAGCUCAGCCAGAUGCUUAUGGAGCAGCGGCAGGCAGAGACGGAGUACGUCGACGCCCUGAGCAUGGUGGGUGUCGGCGACAAGAUCGAAAAGUACCGCCGCCUGCUAAAGCGCUGCCUCGAUUCCAAAGACGGCGAGGUCCUGGACGCGAAUCUCGACAGCCUGAUUGACAUGAUGGAGGAGGAGCGUGAAGUGCAUGACAUGGACGGGUCGACAACAGCGGGGGGUGAGCCGAUGGAUUUUGCAGUUAUGUGA